AUGGAGCAAAUGUGUGCGUACGUACGUGUGCAGCAAACCAAUCCGUUUCUCCUGCAGACACGUGCGCCCUUAGCCUAUUGGCUGCUGGGCCCUCCUUGCAGCGGAUUAGUGGGCUUUGGCUACGCGCACUCGCGCGUGGCCUCAUUUGAUCAGUCGCGUGGUCUGUUGCGGACGCUUAUCCACUGCCCAGGAAAGUUAUCACUGACAUUACCAAUGCCGUCAUCGUGUGCCCGCUUGGCCGAGCAUCACGUGCAUGCGGGCGACACGUGUUUCCCCAUUGCCUUGCCCUGCCUCCUCUCCCCUGCACUCGUUCGUAAGCGAGUGAUGCCUAUCACCCACCCACACACACACACCCCACUGCGACAGAUGGUUUGUGGACCCUGUGCUGAUGGUUCGCCCAACCUCUCCCCCAUGUCAAGACAGGCACGAGCUCUGCACAUCAUACGGGCCUCCAGCCAACCUGGACGCCUUCGAUUUGCGGAUAUCGCCCAUUUGGACCAGACGAUCACUACCAUGCGACGACUCGUACCCCCCGUUAGCUCAACUACGGUUCCUGAGAAGAUCAACACUGUAGAAGAUCUGGAGACCCUUCUCAUUGACACCAUACAUCUCUUCAAAAGGCUCAUCGAGGAUCCAGAAAUUGUAACCGCUCUUAGGGCACGACUAGCUUCUAAGACAACUGCCGCGUCGAAUGAGGUGCCAGUGACCGCACCCCACCUAUCCGUUCCCUCUGUCCAAACGGAGGUCGAUAACCUCUUCACCCUCCUGAAACUGAAGCGAAGAUCCAAGAAACGCAUCAUACCCAUGCGCAUCUAG
Echinococcus granulosus is the source of this 816-nucleotide messenger RNA. RefSeq lists its product as hypothetical. The record is from RefSeq and is a predicted model, not a curated record. The coding region runs from base 1 to 816 and encodes 271 amino acids. The transcript has 5 exons. Lineage: Eukaryota; Metazoa; Platyhelminthes; Cestoda; Cyclophyllidea; Taeniidae.